AUGGUUGGAAGAAAUGAUCAUGCUAUUGUUGAUACUUUAACCGCUUUGGCUCAAGUGUUGCAAGCUCAGCAGAAUCCACAUGUUGAAGGUGCUGAAUCUUGUGGAUUGGACAGGGGUGCAUUCUUGGAAAAAUAUUGUUCGGCUGAUGUGCAUAGCAAGAAAGAGGUGGAAUUCCUUGAACUUAAGCAAGGGAAUAUGACUGUUGCAGAUUAUGCUGUCAAGUUUGAGGAAUUAUCUAGGUUUUGCCCUCACUAUAAUGAGGCAGAAGCUGAAAUGUCCAAGUGCAUUAAGUUUGAGAAUGGACUUUGCCGAGAGAUUAAACCGUUUAUUGGGUAUCAGAAAACCCAGUGUUCUACAUUGAUAUGCUUCAAGUGUGGAAAGGCAGGGCAUAGAGCUAAUGAAUGCAAGAGUGUUAUGGUAACUUGUUUCAACUAUGGAGAGGCUGGUCAUAUUAGCACACAGUGUCAAAAGCCUAAGAAGACACAAUAUGUUAAAUAUGGUGGGAAAGUAUUUACUCUUAGUGGUGUAGAGGCACCCAAAUAUGAUAAUCUGGUUCGAGGUACUUGUUUCAUUAAUAACAUUCCUUUGAUUACUAUCAUUGAUAUUGGUGAGACACAUGCCAUUAUAUCUAUUGAUUAUAUAAAGAGAUUGAAUCUUAUGGUGUAUGCUAUGAACGACAACAUGGUUAUCGAUACUCCAACAAAUGGGUCGAUAGAGUUCAACUGUAUGUAUAUAAAUUACUAUAACAAGACAAUAUUAUUUCCUGAGUUUGUAAAAGAGAAAGGUUCGCAAUUUAUUUCUGCGAGACAGGUUGAAGAGUUCAUGAAAUAUGAAGCUCAAGUGUUUGUGAUGUUUGUUUCCUUGCAAGUUAAGGGUAAAGCGACUUUGGAUGAACUGCCUAUAGCAUGUGAAUUCCCAUAUAUGUUCCCUGGUGAUAUUACUGACUUACCGCCAGAGAGAGAAGUUGAGUUCGCCAUAGAUUAA
Molecule: messenger RNA, 984 nt
Organism: Lathyrus oleraceus (garden pea)
Lineage: Eukaryota; Viridiplantae; Streptophyta; Magnoliopsida; Fabales; Fabaceae
Exons: 4
Coding region: 1-984 (327 amino acids)
Molecular function (GO): nucleic acid binding; zinc ion binding
Source: RefSeq, a predicted model, not a curated record